Molecule: messenger RNA, 1023 nt
Organism: Culicoides brevitarsis
Lineage: Eukaryota; Metazoa; Arthropoda; Insecta; Diptera; Ceratopogonidae
Product: paired mesoderm homeobox protein 2A-like
Exons: 4
Coding region: 1-1023 (340 amino acids)
Biological process (GO): regulation of transcription by RNA polymerase II
Molecular function (GO): DNA-binding transcription factor activity, RNA polymerase II-specific; RNA polymerase II transcription regulatory region sequence-specific DNA binding
Source: RefSeq, a predicted model, not a curated record
AUGGAUUACUCGUACUUGAAUCAAGCUGCUGGCUUUGAUUCCAGUUGUCUCCAAGGAUCGAUGGAUCCAACGGGACUCGCCAACAUGCCCUGUACCUAUGGCGAUCUCACAUCUUGCAGUCAAAUGUCACAAGCGGCAUAUCGAUACACGGCAGCAGCUGCUUCCAUGGCACGUUCAUACAAUCCGGGCGUUGGAGGACCCGGUUCGGGACCCAUGAGUGCAUUACAUCAUGCGGGAAGUGCAGCUUCACAGUGCUCCGUGAUGGGCGCUCGAACUCACCAAGACGUUCAUCGGGCUUCGAUGUUUCCGGCAUCAAUGAAUCUCAAUUCUGGCCUUCCAUACAAAGUUUAUCCGUCACAUGACUCGGUGUUGAGCGAGAAACGGAAGCAGCGGAGAAUACGCACGACUUUUACGUCAGCUCAGCUCAAAGAAUUGGAACGUGCUUUUCAGGAGACACAUUAUCCCGAUAUUUACACACGUGAAGAGAUAGCAAUGAAAAUUGAUUUAACCGAAGCACGAGUGCAGGUGUGGUUUCAAAAUCGGCGUGCAAAAUUCCGGAAACAAGAACGUUUGGCGCAACAAAAAGUGACAAAUAACAACUCAACGUCGUCCGAUAGCAUGAAAAAUGGCGAAAACAAGAGCGGAUCAAUGCAACCCGGGAAUACGACUCCAAAAGAUAUCAAACCAGGAUCGCCGUUGUCGACAAUAUCAACGACCCCAAAUUCGAGUGCAUCUUCGCAUCAUUCCAAUGGAGAUAUUAAACCAAUUAAUGGUAAUGGAAAACUAUCCGAUGAUUUACACAUAAACAACAAUAAAUGGACUGGUUCAUGCGGCUCACUGCUACAACAGGCAAAACAAUCUAGUCAUUUAAGUUCAUUAAAUCACAAUUUACAAAACCAUCAUCAUGCUGUAGCUGCAUUAUCGUCGCCGUUCUCGUCGUUACUCAGUGCUGGCAGCGGCGGUUAUUUAUUGGACCCAUUAAGUGGGUUAAAUAAAACAACGGCAGCUAAUCACUUGUUUUAA